CCUCCCAGAGUGUGGCCAGAAUACAAGCCACCGACAACUGGAUUUCUUUCCUACCUCCCUCCAUCCGCUGUUCCGUAUGCAGAACUCAUCCGACUUGACAAGCCUACCGGAACUUACUAUCUGUUCUUCCCAUGUCUUUUUAGCACACUCAUUGCUGCCACCAUGGCAGCUCCGAUGGCAGCACCCUCAGCAGUCGCCGGCACGACCGCUCUGUUCUUCACCGGCGCACUCGUCAUGCGCGGUGCAGGAUGUACGAUAAAUGACCUUUGGGACCGGAAUCUCGAUCCACAUGUUGAGCGCACGCGCCUACGGCCCAUCGCUAGGAAAGCCAUCAGCCCAGAAGCUGCUAUCGUCUUUACAGGUGGUCAGCUUCUCACCGGAUUAGGUGUCCUUCUCUCGCUUCCCUUCGAGUGCUUCUGGUAUGCGACACCAUCAUUGCUAUUAGUCGCUACAUAUCCUCUGGCGAAGCGGGUAACCAACUACCCGCAAUUUGUCCUCGGCCUCACAUUUUCCUGGGGUGCCAUGAUGGGCUUCCCUGCGCUGGGAGUUGAUCUUCUUUCAAACCAAGCUGCGCUGACAGCCGCCGCGUGCCUUUAUGCCAGCAACAUCGCGUGGACCGUUCUGUACGAUAUGAUCUACGCUCACAUGGACAUAAAAGAUGACGCAAAAGCUGGCAUUAAGAGCAUUGCAUUGAAGCAUGAAAACGAAACGAAGGCUGUCCUAAGCGGUCUUGCCGUCGUGCAAAUCGGCUUCUUAGCCGCCACGGGUGUCGCCGCAGGUAUGGGGCCCGUCUUCUUUGCCGGUGCAUGCGGCAGCGCCGCCGCCACGCUGGGCACUAUGAUCUGGCGAGUCCAACUCAAAGACGUAAAGGAUUGCUGGUGGUGGUUCAAAAAUGGCGCCUGGUUUACUGGAGGCGGAAUCACGCUUGGCUUGACCGGCGAAUACCUUGCGCAAUACCUGGGCUGGUACGACGAUGAGGAAAAGAACGGCGAAGAGAGCAGGGAGCAGUGA
Messenger RNA from Paraphaeosphaeria sporulosa, 1011 nucleotides. Its product is annotated as 4-hydroxybenzoate polyprenyl transferase. NCBI's taxonomy places the organism in Eukaryota, Fungi, Ascomycota, Dothideomycetes, Pleosporales, Didymosphaeriaceae. Gene Ontology annotation, biological process: ubiquinone biosynthetic process. The record is from RefSeq and is a predicted model, not a curated record. The annotation marks the transcript as partial. The transcript has a single exon. Gene Ontology annotation, cellular component: mitochondrial inner membrane. Gene Ontology annotation, molecular function: 4-hydroxybenzoate polyprenyltransferase activity.